Molecule: messenger RNA, 1219 nt
Organism: Exaiptasia diaphana
Lineage: Eukaryota; Metazoa; Cnidaria; Anthozoa; Actiniaria; Aiptasiidae
Product: alpha-1B adrenergic receptor-like
Exons: 1
Coding region: 161-1102 (313 amino acids)
Biological process (GO): G protein-coupled receptor signaling pathway
Cellular component (GO): membrane
Molecular function (GO): G protein-coupled receptor activity
Source: RefSeq, a predicted model, not a curated record
ACUGAAUUUUAUUUACUUUGUAGACUAUUCACAACCACGACGAGGAUCUGAAGAACCAUUGAACAUUGUCUUUUGACAGUCCUGCGAUUCUGAAGCAUUUUAUGAAGUAGAUCGAUUAGAACUGAAAAGACCCCUUCUUCUCAAGAACAAGAAAAACAAGAUGGCKUCUAACAAYUCUACUUUUCCAUUUUGCCCCGAUUGGGAUUUUCCAAAGUCUGUAGAACUUAUUCCUUUGUGUCUCUGCUUACUAUGCUUUGUCCUGGCUGUUGGAGGAAACAUUCUAGUUYUACURGCCGUUUAYCGMACCCRUUCACUGAAAUACUCUUCKAUGUAUUUUUUAGCUUCGYUGUCAAUCGCAGAUUUAAUGGUUGGUUCCAUAAUGACAUCUUUGUACGUCUUCAYGAUAAUYAUURRGCUUUACUUUCASARUUUUCCUGACGAAUUUUAYWAUGMAAUUGUUACCGUUGAGAAUUUWGUUUGGGUUUCAACGCUCACCGCAACAACGUUUAGUCUGUGUAGUGUGAGUAUCGACCGUUACAUAGCCGUGAUGUACUCGCUAAGAUAYCGUGAAAUAGUCACAACAGGACGGUGUGCGGUGUCUAUAUUAUCAAUUUGGCUUUUYUCGUUCKUUAUUGCUUCUKCCUUGUUUAUUUGUGGAGAGGACGAUGAGAAGAGAGAGAUCUUCUGGGUSGUCUGCUUCGUCAUWUCCGUUUGUCUUCCCUUUCUCGUCAUCCUCUACUGUAACAUCAAGCUUGCUAUCGAAGCAAGGCGGCAUGUAAAAAUGAUACACGAAACAUCUGUCCGUUCUGCUUCAGAUAACGAUGCGUCCUCCACGGCUAGAACGACGCGRGCAAGAAACAGGAAAGCAACAAUUACAGCAGUAAUAGUGAGCGGGGUGUUUUUCGCGCUCUUUUUCCCUCAGCUUGCUGUCUUCAUAAUAAUGUUAGUCUCCGAUGAUGUCUGUUUCGUUUCUAAUGAGAUGCAARUAGUGUGGUMCUGGGUGGCUGCUGUUUCGUUUUUUCACUCGGCCGCGAAUCCUUGGAUUUACUUUAUUMGAAGCCGAGAAUUUCGAAAAGCAAUCAGAAAACAAGUUUUUUGUUAGGCAAACAKUURCAGCUGUAAAAACGUUUCUCAAAAGUCCACACAAGUAGCGAGUAAAGAAUACUAUUAUCCGUGAAACAAAGUAAUAGUUUCAAAAUAAAGUUMUGUUUUCAGUAUA